Messenger RNA from Carassius auratus (goldfish), 1722 nucleotides. Its product is annotated as interferon-inducible GTPase 5-like. The transcript is spliced from 3 exons. Gene Ontology annotation, cellular component: membrane. Bases 142 to 1308 code for a protein of 388 amino acids. NCBI's taxonomy places the organism in Eukaryota, Metazoa, Chordata, Actinopteri, Cypriniformes, Cyprinidae. The record is from RefSeq and is a predicted model, not a curated record. Gene Ontology annotation, molecular function: GTP binding.
CGUCAAGUAGCCUAGGAGAAAGGGAGAAACGCGUGAAGAAGGAACUUGGAAGAAGAAAAGAAGUUCCUGGAAAUCGUGACAGGGAAGCGGAGCACCCAGGGCAAUACAACAUUAAAAGCUCUCCACACAAAAGUUUAAAACAUGGAAAGUCAAGACCCUGCUGUUGUUGAGGCAGUAAAGGCAUCAGGCGAGUCCACCCUGGAGAAGGCCACAGCAAAAGCUAAAGAAAGAUUUGACCAGUUAAUGAAUGUCUCCCUUAACAUCGCUGUGACCGGAAAGACAGGAUCUGGGAAAUCCUCCUUUAUAAAUGCACUUAGAGGUCUAAAUGAUGAAGACGAUGAUGGAGCAGCACUUACUGGAGUCACAGAAACUACAAAGGAGCCCACCAUGUAUGAGCAUCCUGCAGUGCCAAAUGUGAAAAUCUGGGACCUGCCUGGAAUAGGGAGUCCAAAGUUCAAAGCAAAUAAAUACCUCAAAGAUGUCAAUUUUCACAUCUAUGAUUUCUUCAUUAUUUUAAACUCGGAGAGGUUCAUGGAGAAUGAUGUCAUGUUGGCUAAAGAAAUAAAAAAGCAGAAGAAAAACUUUUACUUUGUUCGUUCCAAGAUCGACAAUGACAUUUUAGCAGAGCAAAGAAAAAAGGGAUUUGAUGAGCAGAACGUUCUUUCCAAAAUAAGAAAGGACUGUCAGCAAAACUUGAAAGAACUGGGAGACCCCAAAGUUUUCUUGAUAUCAUCUUUUGAAUUGGAGAACUAUGAUUUUGAACUACUUCAAAAAUCUCUGGAAGAAGAGCUUCCAGAGCACAAGAGAUCUGCUCUUCUACAAGCCUGGCCAGUGUGCUCUGCUGAAUCUCUGGAGAAGAAGAUCAAGAUGUUUAAAGGGAUGAUCUGGGCUGCAUCUCUCGCCUCUGCUGGUAUAGCAGUCAUCCCUGUGCCUGGACUAUCAGUAGCAUGUGAUGCAAGCAUUAUGUUGCUUUUCUUCACAAGAUGCUACUAUGCAUUUGGUUUGGAUGAAAGAUCACUGACAAGGCUAUCUGAAAAAGUGAACAAGCCAUUGCUGGAACAUGUGGCCAAAUCAAAGUUGGCAUCUGCCAUCCGAGAAAAAGCAGUGGCCAGAAUACAAGUCUCUGCUGCACUUGCAUCCCUUGCUACUAUUGAGUAUGUUGCAAGUCUCUUUCCAGGUGUAGGAAGUGUUGCUGCUGCAGGAAUAUCCUUCGGUACUACUAAUUACCUCUUGAGAGAAGGAUUAAAUGAACUGGCAGAAAUUGCUCGAAAAAUAAGAAAGGAGGCUGAGCUGGACACACUAUGUUAGAAUUUGUAGAUGUCCUAGCCAUUAUUUGUUUAAGAAUGCAGUCAUUAAUUGGUUUUGUUGAUUGAUUUAAUUACUAUAGAGAAAAUAUGCAUUUUCUGCUUCUGAUAUGGACUUAAUGGCUGUAGCAUGUUUGUUAGAUUGUGUGCUGUUUAUGAAGGAGAUUAUAGUAUCUCCAUGUCUUCAUACAGUACAGUAUUCAAAGAUUAGAUUACAAUGUUCAUGCAUGGAAGCAUUUCAGAAAUCACUGACACUUUUAUUUAAUAUCAUACUACGUGUUGAAUUAUAUUAUACAGGCAAGUAUACUUUUUUUAAUUGUUCACAAUUUGUGUUAAUUUUCAAUGCUGAAAUCUGGAAAAUGUUAAAAGUCUCACAUGAUGUAUUGAUUCUCAUUCAAUAAAAAUGUGUUUAAAAACC